UCAGCGUCACGUCGGUAGCUUCACUCCGAUUUACCGCCGCGACACGGCGCGAGUCGAGCUAGAGUGAAGACGUCGAAUCGACGCGGUUGACCUUUGCUUUCUGUAAUAUAUAUACAUACAUACAUACCGUCAAAAACAACGCUCGGCACGCGGUUUGUUUUUUGUCGUCGCCGCGCGCUCUAUUGUGUCACUGCGGCGCGCGGCGCGCGGCGCGCGGCGAGUCGUGUUGUUAUUGUCUCGGGCGACGUUCGAGCGGGCAGGCACGGCACAGAGCAUCUCAAGUACGUCGUUAUUAGCCAUCGGGACGCGAUAGCGACGAGAGUGCCGGGAGAAAGUGCGACGAUCAUUCCGUGUUGUACGUAUACGAGUAGCGAUUCCGUGCGACUACUUAACUCCCGCGAUUCGCAAGCGUGUCCAACCCGACGGCGCGGCGGCUGUUUAUCGUGACAUAUAUUUCGCGUGAUUUAUCAAUUGGAAGUAUUAGACAUCGUAGUUCAAGUACGUACAUGCGUUAGCGCUCGUAAAACACCUUGUGCGUGCACACUGCGCGGAAGCCAUCUUGAUUAGUCGUCUCGAUUUCGGCCUCUUAACCCUCGCUUGACUCGCGCGAUAAAUCGAAGUCGCGACUCGCGAUAGUGAAGUUGACGUCAUCCGCCGUCGACGCUCUUUCCCGCCACGGAACGCCACGGAACGCUACGCAGCGCAAGGAAACGCUCUCGAAUACGCUUUUAAUGGAGAAUCGCGUACGUUCUGCGCAAUUGAUUCUGCAUCCGUUGCGUCACGGUAAUGAGCGCGCGCGUGUGAGACUGUGUGUGCUGUGGAAAAGCAGUGCUGCGAAGGAUUCCGGAGGGAAGAAGCAGCAGAGGCUUGAUCGGUGGAGGGAGGCUUUUGGAUUGGAUUGCGCCAUAUUAGACUGCACAAUUCUUCUUAAGAGAUUCAACAACCUUGGCUACGCAUCCGUUACAUGUCCGGACACCUUACCUUACAUCGAAGUAGAAGGUUUCUGGGAAUUUUCACAGGAAUAUAUAUCAACUUAUCGGAGCCAGCCUUUCAACAUCCAAAGCCGCCCCGCUCUGCACGUCAACGGCCCGGCCGUCUCCUAACUUUCUUAUUCAAGAUGUUUUGAGAGCAAUUUAACUUGGACUCCGGUCGAAGGGUGCCGGUUCCGGUGCCGCCGCGCUGGUACGGAGGUAGUUAAGAGCUGAAUAAAACGCGCGGAAGGAAAGUGACUGCCGAGCCGUAAUGCGGGA
Molecule: messenger RNA, 1250 nt
Organism: Solenopsis invicta (red fire ant)
Lineage: Eukaryota; Metazoa; Arthropoda; Insecta; Hymenoptera; Formicidae
Exons: 4
Coding region: 732-1103 (123 amino acids)
Source: RefSeq, a predicted model, not a curated record